Messenger RNA from Daldinia loculata, 1579 nucleotides. Its product is annotated as NAD(P)-binding protein. Lineage: Eukaryota; Fungi; Ascomycota; Sordariomycetes; Xylariales; Hypoxylaceae. The transcript has 2 exons. The record is from RefSeq and is a predicted model, not a curated record. The coding region runs from base 370 to 1425 and encodes 351 amino acids.
GUGGGAAAUCAAUUAUAAAUCAAACUAUGGGGUCCUAGACCCUGCUCUAGAUCCCCGAAGCAGCCCAAUCAAAUAUUUUCUAUCCUGUUAGCACGUCACGGCAUCACCACUCCGAGCAAUACAAUUGAUACAAUUGAUAAUUCUCCGAAUGCUAAAUUCAACUUCACAGGCUAGGGAUAUUUAGAACCCGUAGUUAUCUAAUAGUUGCGACCAUAGCCGUCAUAUGUUAAAUCGCCGGUCCGCUUAGAAAGCAUGGAACAAUAGCCCAGGUACUAGCUACCUAGGUAGCUAUAUAUCAAUGGAUCUGUCUCAACUGGACUUAUAAAUAUUCAUACUUUAAUAGAGUCCGCAGCUAAUUCAAAACUCAAGAUGGCACCAGGAAAGAAAGUUUUCAUUGUCGGACCAGGCUUCAUCGGCUGGGCCGUGCUUGAUCUAUUAGCAAAGGAGAACUAUGAAAUCACGGGGUACGUCAGGAGGAAAGAACACGCGGAUCAGAUCAAGGCCUCUGGGGCCACAGAUACGGUGCUUGGUGACCUGAACGACAAGGCAUUGAUUACGAAACACGCGUUAUCCCAUGACAUUGUGAUUCACACAGCCACCGCAGACCAUCUCCCAAGCGUGGAAGCUAUCUUAGAAGCCGUCCAGCAGCGGGCCGAAAAGGGGCUGAGCACGAUCUAUAUCCACACUUCCGGAACGUCCUUGUUGAACGACGGGGCAGCAGGGGCCUACAAGGGAGACAAGGUGUACCACGAUAACAUCGUGUCUGAGAUCGACUCCGUCGCCGACAAUGCGCCACAUCGACAAAUAGACCUUACUAUUGUCAGGGUCCAAAAGAAACUAAAGGAGAAAGCCAAGAUCGCCAUGAUGAUCCCGCCCGCUAUCUACGGUUAUAACCCGCACCACGGACGGCUUUCAAUCCAGAUCCCGGUACUCACCCGGUAUGCUCUUAAGCACGGGUAUGCGGGAUACGUAGGUGCUGGCCUCUCCGUCGAGAGCAACAUCCACGUGAACGACUUGGCGAGGGGCUACGUCACGCUGCUGCACCACCUAGAGUCGACACCAGCCAGCAGCCCCGAUAUCCUCGAAAACCCGUACUACUUCUGCGAAACGACAGGAGACAACGAGCCGAGCUGGAAGGACAUCGCCUCGCUCAUCGGAACGGAACUCCACAAGGCCGGUCUCAUCCCUGACUCAAAGCCGCGCACGAUCCCGCCCGAGAACUACGGCGACAUAUUCGCGGACUUCACGCCCGCUGUCAUCGGCCUUAAUAGCCGUAGCCGAGCUGUGCGGCUGCGCGAGUUGGGGUGGAAGCCCCUGGAGAAGAGCUUGAGCGAGAGUUACAUACAGGACGAGCUGCCGGUGAUUUUGAAGGAGGACGUGGAUCGCAAGGCUUUUGAUGGAUACCAUGGGGCGGUUGCUAGUUGAGGGUUUGACUAUAUUGCUUGUGGCAGGUUUGGUAAAAUCCUGUAAUCAUCUAGAACAACUAACAAAUUAGAAGCCAGCCUGGAUAUAACGUAUUUUAUAAAGAUUUCUAUAGGUACCAGGUAUAUGGUAUAUAAUUCAAGCAAGUUCACUUCCA